Lytechinus variegatus (green sea urchin) is the source of this 6217-nucleotide messenger RNA. Its product is annotated as protein FORGETTER 1-like. The record is from RefSeq and is a predicted model, not a curated record. Gene Ontology annotation, biological process: regulation of DNA-templated transcription; DNA repair. Gene Ontology annotation, cellular component: nucleus. Bases 295 to 4026 code for a protein of 1243 amino acids. The transcript has 31 exons. Gene Ontology annotation, molecular function: histone binding; chromatin DNA binding. Lineage: Eukaryota; Metazoa; Echinodermata; Echinoidea; Temnopleuroida; Toxopneustidae.
UGCCCGAACCUGCCCGCGCCCCGCAACGGCGCGGCGCGCGGGUAGCGCUAGGCAAGCUAGCUAGCGGGAUCGGACGAACGAUCGCGAGGGUUUGAGAUCGAGGUAUCUCCGUUGUUUUUCUUAGCUCAUCCUCAGACUAUGGUUGACUCCCUGUUGAUUUUUGCAGUACCGAUAUGGACGGCUGAAUAAAUCAAGAAUAGGUCUACCUUUACAUCGGGGAUUCUUCCCACAGUUAAAAUUGAUCAUCGAGACGAGUCAGAACAGCUGCUCCUGAACAUUGCUGAAAUUCAAAAGAUGGCUUUCUCAGGAGAACUGAUAGCACGUUUAGGAUACGCCCCUCCCAAUGUCACCCCAUCCUUCGUGACCCCACCCCCAACAGCCGGAAGAGAGGGCAUGGCAGGAGUUGAUACCACAGAUGAAGAACUAAAGAGAAUGUCUGAGGAGACUGUACAGGAGGCAGUAAGUGAAGAAGUGUUCUCUGGCUACCAAGCAACCACCGUGAUACCAGGUGCCAUCACGCAUCCUGGAAACAUUGUAGAGGCAGCAUCACUCUCGGCAGUACCUCUUCCAGAACCUACAUACAAACUUGCCUCUUCUAUACCACAUAGAAUCAUAGAGGAUGGCAAGCUCAGCGAUCUUCAACUUGAGGGAAUUCAAUAUGCGUGUCAACGACACCAGAAGAUACUGGCCAAUGGUUGCCGGGCAGGUUUCUUCAUAGGUGAUGCUGCUGGAGUCGGUAAAGGGCGACAGAUAUCUGGUAUUAUUCUUGAUAACUAUGUCAGAGGGAGGAGAAAGCACAUAUGGUUCAGUAUAUCAGCUGAUUUGAGAGUAGACGCGCAAAGAGAUGUCAGUGAUCUUGGAUGUCAUAUUAAAAUUAUUGAGGGCUGCCAACACCUGGAUAGGGAAACAAGGGCGUUUGGUCUUUCUGCCAGUAUGAAGGAGGGUAUAGUAUUCAGUACAUAUGCAACUCUUGUCUCUUCAGUGCAAAAAGGUGUGACAGGUCGUCAGAGUCGUUUAAAGCAGCUGAUUGAUUGGUGUGGGCGGGAUCAAUUUGAUGGAUGUCUUAUUUUUGAUGAAUGCCACAAAGCUAAACACUUCAUCCCGGGAAAAGAAAAGAAUAGCACAAAAAUAGCCAUGGCAGUUACAUCAAUCCAAAGGUUGCUCCCAAAAGCUAGGGUUGUUUACUGCAGUGCAACAGGAGUAACAGAUGUCAAAAAUAUGGCAUUUAUGGAAAGGUUGGGACUGUGGGGUGAAGGAGCUUCGUUCAAGACCUUUGAACAUUUCCUAGAUACCAUCACAAGAAGAGGUUUAGGUGCCGCGGAGAUGCUGGCGAUGGAGAUGAAAGCAUCCGGAAUGUACGUGUCUCGUGGUCUCAGCUUCCAGGAAGCGGAGUUUGAAACCGUGGAGACGAUGUUGACAGAGGAACAGAUCAAGAUGUAUGACAUGGCGACGCAUGUAUGGUCCGAAGUUCAGAGAUCGCUAGAGGUAGCCCUUGGAAGGACCAACACAGCGCCAGGAAGGAUCUGGUCUAUGUUCUGGUCGUGCCAUCAGAGGUUCUUCAAGCAGCUUUGUCUUGGCGUGAAGGUGCCCACGAUCGUGGAACAAGCCAAGUCAUCGUUAGCAGAAGGGAAAUGUGUCGUUAUCGGACUUCAGACCACAGGAGAGGCAAGUCUUGAGAGUGAGAUGACAAAACAUAAUACCACUCUGCCUGGGUUUGUGUCAGUUGCCAGAGAAAUAUUGACCCGAUUCAUCCAGCAACAUUUUCCAACUUCAGUCGUACACCCAACUGGUUUAGAGCCUGAACCUGAUGAAUGGAGCUGUAAAGCAAAGGAAUUGUUACUUGGAUUUGCCCAGCAGAUUGAUCUGCCAAAUAGUCCUCUGGAUGAUAUCAUAGACCAGCUUGGUGGAGCAAGCUGUGUUGCCGAGAUGACCGGUAGGAAAGGCCGAGUGGUCAGGGUCAAUCCUGGGGGAUCCGCUGUCCAGUAUGUCCUGAGGUCUGGAGAAUCGGGAGAUGUGGACAGUCUCAACGUCCAAGAGAGGAAUCACUUCAUGAAUGGUCAGAAGCUAGUAGCUAUCAUCUCCGAUGCAGCCAGUACUGGUAUUUCUCUCCAUUCCGAUACCAGGGUGCCCAACCAGAGGAGGAGGGUUCAUUUGACCAUUGAGCUACCAUGGUCAGCGGACAAGGCUGUUCAGCAGAUGGGGAGAUCACAUCGCUCUAACCAAAGCAGUGGCCCGUUAUAUAAGCUGUUAACCACAAACCUUGGGGGAGAGAGAAGGUUUGCAUCAGCUGUAGCCAGGAGGCUGCAAUCCUUGGGUGCUCUUACUCAGGGAGAUAGGCGAGCUGCUACCGGGGCUGACCUGACCCAGUUCAACUUUGACACACCUUACGGUCGUUCAGCGCUCCGGAGCAUGUAUCAUGCCAUCAGUAGGAGAGAACUUGUCGCAGGAGUACCGUUGAAUCUCAUGACGAGAGGAAUGAUGGACUUUAGUUCCUUUAACGAUCAUAUGAGGGAUUGCCUGGUCCAGAUGGGCGUCGCCAGCGUUAUAGACACUAGUUUAGUCAUCCAGGAUAAGGAUCAGAGUGGCGUCGGCAAGUUCCUCAAUCGUAUCCUCGGACUCACCGUGGCAAGACAGAACAUGAUCUUCACCUAUUUCUUUGGGGUUCUCCAAGCAGCGAUUGCCGCAGCAAGGAAGGAAGGGAGAUAUAACGAAGGACUGGUUGAUAUCAUGGCAUCAAGUAUUGAGAUGGUAGGGAACCCUCGUCCAUUGUUCACCGAUGCCAAGACAAGCUCUCCAGUCAGUCAUGUAUCCUUAGAGGUGGACCGUGGUAUGAGCUGGGAGGCAGCCGUUAAGAGAGCAGAUAAUUUCCAAGGAAAACAUGAUGGUUUCUAUCGUUCAAAGAGAGAACAGUUUGGUGGGUACAUGUACCUACUUGCCACAAAGAAGCAGAACUCGACCCACUUCUAUAAGAUUUGUAGACCCAAUACUGGUGUGUCAGGAUUUGAUGAGGACAUCUCAGAACUGUUGAUGCGGUACCAGCCGAUAAACAGAGAGGACGCUGAGACACCAUGGAAAGACUACUACGAGAGAUCUAAGGAUCAUUGUAUCCAUGGACCAAGAUGUAAACAUGCAUCCACCUGUAGAGUUGGUGCACGUUUGUAUCAGUUGGAUCUGAUCUGCGGUGGCACUUUGACCCUCAUGACCUCACUUGAAAUCACCCUACAACACCACGCAGGAAGACUUCAACUCAGUAAAACAGAGAGUAACAUGCGAGUCGUUCGGGUACAGCUGAGUAACGGGAAGCGAGUGAUUGGCGUAAGGUAUCCCAACAUUCUCAUACCCAUAGCGGAAGACGAUCUCAGAGAAAAGAAAGCUCUGGAGAAGGUUCAAAGUAAAUUAGGAAUAGGGCCAUCAUCCAUCUCCUCUCCACUGGGCCCCUCUGUGGCCAAUCACCAAGAAUCUACCCCUGACCCCACUGCCGUGUCAAAGGUCAUCAUCGUUGAGGACGAGACUCCUGUCCAAGCCAAGUUCGUCUCCAAGGCCAUGACCCCUGCUCCGACACUAACAAGCUAUUUCAAGGUCAAAGAGAAGCCCGUUUCCAUGGAUUCAAGCUCAGAUUCUAAAGAAGUAAGUACUGAUGAUGACGAUGUCGGUGGUGGCAGUUGGGAGCACUGUGAAGAUGGAGGUCGGAAGAAGAGGAAGCUUGGCGAUGCGGUUUCCGAAGCAAGCAGCGACGGAUCCACCCAAGAUGGCCCUGGACCAAAGGAAUUCGCUGCUACCUCUGUCAAGAAGCCUUUGCAGGACAGUAACAAUGGCAGCGUGCUCACUUCGGGGAGCAGCCGCAUCUCGGCGCCUCCAGUGAAGAAGUGCAAGAAGCAGUCUUCGCUCUUAACCUCGUUGCAGAAAGGAGGGGAGAAGAAGGUGGAGAAGCGGGUUGUUUGUCCGAUAUGUGCCAAAGAGCUGCCUCGUGGAACUAUGAACAAGGACUUGAACAAACAUAUAGAUGCUUGCCUAGCUGCUCAGUAGAGUUGAGCAUUUACAUGGUGUAUAAAUCAUUGGGCUUCCUUUUUAUACCUUGAUCGUACUAUGUGUGAUGUACGUUGGAUAUCAGUUAAGUGUUUUCCUAACCAUAGUAUGUACUAUGGUUAACUAUUUAAAUGUACUUGUGUAAGCUUUCUAGAGUCAAGAUAUAUUUUGACAUGACGUAUUGACUUGGCUGCUGUUCAGUGUGAAUUCUUAAAAUGUUAAGAAAUUAUGUUUUCCGUAUUUUACAUUUCAUAGCUCAAUUCAAAUGUAUUCAUUAAUAUAUCAUGCAGUUGGAUGGCUUUAAAACAGAGCUGCCAAAUCUUUUCCAAGAACUGGGAAUUAUUAUCAUUACUAUUCCAUUGGUUGAAUAACGAGUUGCAUUUGAUUUUUCAAAUUGUGUUCGACUGUGACUGUGUCUGGAACAGGGCUAAAUCUUAUUUCACUUAUUUCACUGCUAUUAACGAGUUGAUACCAGACGCAACCAAAUAAACACGUAAAAACCUUACGUACGUAACACAGUAAGGGUUUAAAAAUACUGAAAAAAGGUUAUAUAUUUCACUAGGAAAGAUGCAUGUUUGCGGUCAAAUUUGCGAGGGUCAAAAGACCAAACUGUUCUCAUAAAGGAUGUCCUCAUUGCCCCAACACUACAUGUUUAGAGUCCGAUUUUAGCGAGGUGUGUGAGGUGGGUCGGUACCAAGCCAAAUUUAAGUGAAGGUAAAGCCGACAGUUGACAUAUUGCUGUACUUGUUUAGGUGGCCAAUUCAGGGAAUACUUGUCAAGGGUACCGUUUUGUUUCAAAUGCCUGUUAAGGGUAGGGUUUCACAUGCCAAUACUUGUUAAGGGGUGCAUUUACAAAAUAUGGAAAAUACUUGUUAAGGGGGGUGUUCGUAACCCCAUGGUUGCGCCUGGUAUCCACUCAUCAGGUGGAAUCUGCCCCCCCCCCCUGGAAUUUCACCUCAUUUUCAUUUUGCUUCUUCACAAGGUUAGAAAUCAUCUCAGGAUGUGUUUAACAACUCUUUUUUUCUUUCUGGGCUACCCCAAAACCAAUGAUAAGUAACCAGGGAAGAUUCUUUGUUAAUAGACCCUUUCGUAGUGUACUUCAUGGACAAUUUUGGUCAAAUGAACUUUCAUUUGCCUAUGAAGUAUGAUAGGCAGAUUUCAAAGCAAGAUAUUAUGUAAGCAUGCCUUACAUAGCAGGAUGAAGAAAUUGAAUAGACCAGGUGACUAGAAUAGCACACCAAUGAACUUUUUAUGAAGGUAUUUGUUGCAUUCCUACUUUAUUGCAUAUCAUAGCCUGUUUGCACAAUGUACUGUACUUGGUAAACUGUGAAAUACCAGUCGUUCGUGGACGCAUUGUAUUUUUUUGUGGAUGUAAAUGAAAAACACAAUUCCAAAGAAUAUAUGAAUAAUGAAGACAUCAAAGUUGGUGCUUAUCUCAUUAGAUUUAAACCACCAUGUCACUACAGUACAAAUGACUUAAAGUCCUUGUUAACGCAAUAACUUGAGUUGAAGUUAACCUUUGCUCAUAUAAUUUGGUGUGUAUGAUGCUAGCAUAGAUCUCAGCAAUUCUACAUAUGUAUUGAUUUUGAGGUAAGGAGGUCAGAGGUGAAGUCGCCACCUUCCACUUUUCUUGCUUGACCAAUAACUCCAUUUUCCAUGUUACAGGCAGGCGUAUUAUGUGCUGGCAGUAGCUACACUCUUGUGAAUGCUUAUAUAGCAGGUAUGUUGCGAAGAGUACUUAAUGACAAAAUACUGCAAUAUUUCUGCAUUGAGCAACUUCUACCUUUUCCAUAUACAGCAUACUGCAAAUUGUUUUUUCUUUUGGGGGGGGGGGGAGUAACCAAGUUGAUCUCACAUUGUGAACUUGAUUCUUAGAUGUUCGUUGUGUGAUAUGUUUAUUUCUGUUAGAUACCUACAAUGUAGAUACAAACUUGUUACCAAAUUAUGGAAGCUGCAAUCAUGUCAGUCACUCUUUCAUUCGGUGCUAAAAAAACUAGAUUUUAAAGUAGAGGAUAUAAAACAGAAAUAUAUCUCAGAGAAUGUUUUACACAUGAUUAUUGGGUAGCUUUUAGACCAUUGUGUACUACAUAUUUGUAUCUAUUGAUCAUUGUCACUAAAUAAAAACAAAUUCACAUGUUUUUUUUCAAAUGUUUGAAGAUUUUGAUUACUUAUUUAUGUAAUUAUAGUUUGU